Molecule: messenger RNA, 813 nt
Organism: Aspergillus niger
Lineage: Eukaryota; Fungi; Ascomycota; Eurotiomycetes; Eurotiales; Aspergillaceae
Exons: 11
Coding region: 1-813 (270 amino acids)
Source: RefSeq, a predicted model, not a curated record
AUGCACGCGGGCACUACUGCGAAGCAUACAUAUUCUGCCUUUCUGUCCGGCGCAGGCCCGGGGCGUACCUUGUUGUAUUUAGUGGCUGUUCCUCGCAUGCGCGAUGCAGCAAAGGCGGGCAGGCAUGUAUCAUUAAGCAAUGACAACAACUUUAGCUGGUUGCAGCUGAUGACCAAGUUUGGCGUGCUCCCUUUUCCCCACCCCUCCUCCUUUGUCUGCGAAGACGUCCUUUUUUUCUCUCUGAAGUUUUACCCACUAUCCCCGGCCGGUCAUCGGAUCAUGUGGGCUGGUUCGAGACACUGUCUGCUUGGUAAGAAAGCCACGAUACGUUGCUCCGAGCCCCCGAUGUGUGGUACACUAAGUGACAAGCAACCAUGGUUCAACAUUGCCCGCCCCCCCUUGGUACCGCAGCUCUGGGAAUUGAGAAGAAAAUACCAAGAGGUAGAGCCAACCACCUUCCUAAUGAGUAUCCCCAUCGAAGAAUUGAAAGACGGAGAAAAGGAAUCUUCUGAUUGUUGCCUGUGCAAUGUGCGUUGCCGUCCCCUCCUUGUGACCAAGACGAAGUUGUUUGUGGGCCGCUUUGUUGUCGAGUAUCUCGACGCAGUGAGCCAUACUUGGUCCAGUGCUACCAAUGACUUUUGCCCGUGGAGAUUCUACACCUCCGACAUUUUCGAGUACUUAUACUGGGUAUACACUGGUAUUUUACGUAUGUUUGAAACAAGCGGAGUACUGCCAGCUGUAUGUAUGGAGUACUUAGCUAGUGUAUCUUAUCUAUUUCAACGCCCAUUCAGCCAUGGCGAAGUGGUCAUGUGA